AGAUGCUGGCAUCUCCUCUCUGGAUUGUCAUUGCCUGCUUUCACAUCAGGCUCAGCCCCUACACCGUGAGCUCCCAGAGGGAAGAGGGGGAUCUCUUACCUGUCUCCACCCCCUGGGCCUGGCAGGUGGUAAAUGCUGCUGAAGAGAUGAGGAAAGGGCCUAGAGAGUUGCAGCGCAGCGUCCUGCCUGCAGAGGGGGUGAGAGGCUGCACUGCACCCGUCUGCCUGAAGCCCACGGACAGAGCCUUAGUUCUUUUGGAGAUGGCCAAGAAAAGGGGAAGGAAGGGUCUGGCUUUGCUGCCCAUGCUGGAGUGUGGUGGCGUGAUCAUAACUCACUGCAACCUCUGCUCUGCCUCCCAGUCUCGAGUGAUCCUCCUGCUUCAGCCUCCUAAGUAGCUGGGACUACAGAUGUGGAUGAGUGUGCCCAAGGGCUAGAUGACUGCCAUGCCAACGCCCUGUGUCAGAACACACCCACCUCCUACAAGUGCUCCUGCAAGCCUGGCUACCAAGGGGAAGGCAGGGAGUGUGAGGACAUCGAUGAAUGUGGAAAUGAGCUCAAUGGAGGCUGUGUCCAUGACUGUUUGAAUAUUCCAGGCAAUUAUCGUUGCACUUGUUUUGAUGGCUUCAUGUUGGCUCAUGAUGGUCAUAAUUGUCUUGAUGUGGAUGAAUGCCUGGAGAACAAUGGCGGCUGCCAGCACACCUGUGUCAACGUCAUGGGGAGCUAUGAGUGCUGCUGCAAGGAGGGGUUUUUCCUGAGUGACAAUCAACACACCUGCAUUCACCGUUCAGAAGAGGGCCUGAGCUGCAUGAAUAAGGAUCACGGCUGUAGUCACAUCUGCAAGGAGGCCCCAAGGGGCAGUGUCGCCUGUGAGUGCAGGCCUGGUUUUGAGCUGGCCAAGAACCAGAGAGACUGCAUUUUGACCUGUAACCAUGGGAACGGUGGGUGCCAGCACUCCUGUGAAGAUACAGCUGACGGCCCAGAGUGCAGCUGCCAUCCACAGUACAAGAUGCACACAGAUGGGAGGAGCUGCCUUGAGCGAGAGGACACUGUCCUGGAGGUGACAGAGAGCAAUGCCACAUCAGUGGUGGAUGGGGAUAAACGGGUGAAGCGGCGGCUGCUCAUGGAAACGUGUGCUGUCAACAACGGAGGCUGUGACCGCACCUGUAAGGAUACUUCGACAGGUGUCCACUGUAGUUGUCCUGUUGGAUUCACUCUCCAGUUGGAUGGGAAGACGUGUAAAGAUAUUGAUGAGUGCCAGACCCGCAAUGGAGGUUGUGAUCAUUUCUGCAAAAACACCGUGGGCAGUUUUGACUGCAGCUGCAAGAAAGGAUUUAAAUUAUUAACAAAUGAGAAGUCUUGCCAAGAUAUGGAUGAGUGCUCUUUGGAUAGGACCUGUGACCACAGCUGCAUCAACCACCCUGGCACAUUUGCUUGUGCUUGCAACCAAGGGUACACCCUGUAUGGCUUCACCCACUGUGGAGACACCAAUGAGUGCAGCGUCAACAACGGAGGCUGUCAGCAGGUCUGUGUGAACACAGUGGGCAGCUACGAAUGCCAGUGCCACCCUGGGUACAAGCUCCACUGGAAUAAAAAAGACUGUGUGGAAGUGAAGGGGCUCCUGCCCACAAGUGUGUCACCCCGUGUGUCCCUGCACUGUGGUAAGAGUGGUGGAGGAGACGGGUGCUUCCUCAGAUGUCAUUCUGGCAUUCACCUCUCUUCAGGACUGCAAGGGGCCUACUCUGUCACCUGUGGCUCUUCCUCUCCUCUCAGGAGCAAACAACAAAAAUCAAAUGACUCUGCUUUUGGGGAUGUCGACACCGUCAGGACAAGUGUAACCUUUAAGCUAAAUGAAGGCAAGUGUAGUUUGAAAAAGGCUGAGCUGUUUCCCGAGGGUCUGCGACCAGCACUACCAGAGAAGCACAGCUCAGUAAAAGAGAGCUUCCGCUACGUAAACCUUACAUGCAGCUCUGGCAAGCAAGUCCCAGGAGCCCCUGGCCGACCAAGCGCCUCUAAGGAAAUGUUUAUCACUGUUCAGUUUGAGCUUGAAACUAACCAAAAGGAGGUGACAGCUUCUUGUGACCUGAGCUGCAUUGUAAAGCGAACCGAGAAGCGGCUCCGGAAAGCCAUCCGCACGCUCAGAAAGGCUGUCCACAGGGAGCAGUUUCACCUCCAGCUCUCAGGCAUGAACCUCGACGUGGCUAAAAAGCCUCCCAGAACAUCUGAACGCCAGGCAGAGUCCUGUGGAGUGGGCCAGGGUCAUGGAGAAAACCAGUGUGUCAGUUGCAGGGCUGGGACCUAUUAUGAUGGAGCACAAGAACGCUGCAUUUUAUGUCCAAACGGAACCUUCCAAAAUGAGGAAGGACAAAUUACUUGUGAACCAUGCCCAAGACCAGGAAAUUCUGGGGCCCUGAAGACCCCAGAAUCUUGGAAUGUGUCUGAAUGUGGAGGUCUGUGUCAACCUGGUGAAUAUUCUGCAGAUGGCUUUGCACCUUGCCAGCUCUGUGCCCUAGGCACGUUCCAGCCUGAAGCUGGCCGAACUUCCUGCUUCCCCUGUGGAGGAGGCCUUCCCACCAAACAUCAGGGAGCUACUUCCUUUCAGGACUGUGAAACCAGAGUUCAAUGUUCACCUGGACAUUUCUACAACACCACCACUCACCGAUGUAUUCGUUGCCCAGCGGGAACAUACCAGCCUGAAUUUGGAAAAGAUAAUUGUGUUUCUUGCCCAGGAAAUACUACGACUGACUUUGAUGGCUCCACAAACAUAACCCAGUGUAAAAACAGAAGAUGUGGAGGGGAGCUGGGAGAUUUCACUGGAUACAUUGAAUCCCCAAACUACCCAGGCAAUUACCCAGCCAACACCGAGUGUACGUGGACCAUCAACCCACCCCCCAAGCGCCGCAUCCUGAUCGUGGUUCCUGAGAUCUUCCUGCCCAUAGAGGACGACUGUGGAGACUAUCUGGUGAUGCGGAAAACCUCUUCAUCCAAUUCUGUGACAACAUAUGAAACCUGCCAGACCUACGAACGCCCCAUUGCCUUCACCUCCAGGUCAAAGAAGCUGUGGAUUCAGUUUAAAUCCAAUGAAGGGAACAGUGCUAGAGGGUUCCAGGUCCCAUAUGUGACGUAUGAUGAGGACUACCAGGAACUCAUUGAAGACAUAGUUCGAGAUGGUAGGCUCUAUGCAUCUGAGAACCAUCAGGAAAUACUUAAGGAUAAGAAACUUAUCAAGGCUCUGUUUGAUGUCCUGGCCCAUCCCCAGAACUAUUUCAAGUACACAGCCCAGGAGUCCCGAGAGAUGUUUCCAAGAUCUUUCAUCCGAUUGCUACGUUCCAAAGUGUCCAGGUUUUUGAGGCCUUACAAAUGACUCCGCCCACAUGCCACUCAGUACAAAUGUUCUGCUAUAGGGUUGAUGGGACAGAGCUAUCUUCCUUCUGCAUGUCAGCACAGUCGGAUAUUGCUGCCUCCAGUAUCAGUGACUCAUUAGAGUUCAAUUUUUAUAGAUAAUACAGAUAUUUUGGUAAAUUGAACUUGGUUUUUCUUUCUCAGCAUCGUGGAUGUAGACUGAGAAUGGCUUUGAGUGGCAUCAGCUUCUCACUGCUGUGGGCGGAUAUCUUGGAUACAUCAAGGGCUGGCUGAGCUGGACUUUGGUCAGCCUAGGUGAGACUCACCUGUCCUUCUGGGGUCUCACUCCUCCUCAAGGAGUUUGUAGUGGAAAGGAGGCCACAGAAUAGGAUGCUUAUUCUGAAACUUCAGCUUCCUCUAGCCCAGCGCUCUCUAAGGGAGCCCUCUGCACUCGUGUGCAGGCUCUGAUCAGGCAGAACAGGCAAGAGGGGAGGGAAGGAGACCCCUGCAGGCUCCCUCCACCCACCUUGAGACCUGGGAGGACUCGGUUUCUCCACAGCCUUCUCCAGCCUGUGUGAUACAAGUUUGAUCCCAGGAGCUUGAGUUCUAAGCAGUGAUCAUGAAAAAAAAAAACAACAAAACUUAAAGCAGAAAGAAUUAGAAAUAAAUAGAUAAAAACUAAGCACUUCUGGAGACAUAA
Molecule: messenger RNA, 4039 nt
Organism: Mandrillus leucophaeus (drill)
Lineage: Eukaryota; Metazoa; Chordata; Mammalia; Primates; Cercopithecidae
Gene: SCUBE2
Product: signal peptide, CUB domain, EGF-like 2
Exons: 24
Coding region: 626-3361 (911 amino acids)
Biological process (GO): signal transduction
Cellular component (GO): cell surface
Molecular function (GO): calcium ion binding
Source: RefSeq, a predicted model, not a curated record